This is a messenger RNA of Carassius carassius (crucian carp), 832 nucleotides long. Its product is annotated as ladderlectin-like. NCBI's taxonomy places the organism in Eukaryota, Metazoa, Chordata, Actinopteri, Cypriniformes, Cyprinidae. Gene Ontology annotation, molecular function: signaling receptor activity. The record is from RefSeq and is a predicted model, not a curated record. The annotation marks the transcript as partial. The transcript has 5 exons.
UGUACCCUGGUCAGACAAGAAACCUGUGAAAGUGGAUGGUCUGCAUAUAAAGGUAGAUGCUUCCGCUUUUUUAACUUUCCGCGUUCCUGGAUUGAUGCAGAGAAACAGUGUUUGGGCUACGAUGGGAACCUGGCCUCUGUACACAGUUAUGAGGAGUACAUCUUCGUACAGAUCAUGAUUAAAUAUCAAACUCAAGAGACAACUGAGUCCUGGAUAGGAGGCUAUGACGCUGUUUCAGAGGGAACAUGGCUCUGGAGUGAUGGAUCAAAACUGGACCAAGAGAUAUGGGCUCCUUCACAACCUGACAAUAGCAAUAGAAACGAGCACUGUCUUAUGAUGAACUAUCAACCCUCGAGUAACUGGAAUGACAACCCCUGUCACAUUAAAAAGCCUUAUGUGUGUGUGAAGAAAUACACACCAGCAUUUAAGUUUCAUGUAAAAUUGUGAAUGUCUUAUUGUCUUGCAAGUAAAGGAAUAGUUGACCAAAAAAUGACAAUUUUAAAACAUCGCUUACCCUCAGUCGAUCCAAGAUAAAGAUUAGUUCUUCAUCAGAACAGAUCUGAAGAAAUAUAACUUUACAUCAUUUGCUUAUUGAUGGAGAUCCUCUGCAGUGAAUGGGUGCCAUCAGAAUGAAAGCUCAAACAGCUGAUCAUGAAGACAUCACAAUAGUCCACACGACUCCAGUCCAUCAAUUAAUGUCUUGUGAAGUGAAAGGUUGCAAGUUUGUAAUCAAUUUUUCAUUUUUUGGUCAAUUGCUCCUUUAACUAAUUCUCCCUAAUUUCUUUACUAAUGUGCAAGUAGAACUCAAUAAAUAUCAAGCAGUUGCAUUUAA